AUGAGCAGUCCCCGAAUCGCGACCUCUCGUCAAUAUGGCGCAUCUUUCGGGCCUGACCGCAGAGGGUCGGAAUUUCGAUUGCCACGCUUCUUCAAAAGACUGUUCAAAUUCCCACAGAUGGACUUUGAGAUGGCCGUGUGGGAGAUGACGCAUCUACUCAUCGCGCCGAAGAAAGUGUUCAAGUCAAUAUACUACCACAAGCAAACCCGAAAUACGUGGCACCGGCCAGAUCCGUCCUUCACCUAUCUCCUGUCCUUCUUCCUUCUUCUAACCUCAUUCGCCUGGUCGCUUGCCUAUACGCCGGCGUUUUCGUCAGUGGUGAAGCUGGCUCUCAUGUUUAUAUUUGUCCACUUCCUUGCCGGUUCACUCGCAGUAUCAGCAAUAUCAUACUUGGUGGUUGGCCGGCUGCUGGGCCCCGGCAUCUCAGGCCUACCUGGACGCAGAAGGCAGCAAGGGCUCUUCGGUCCGCCUGGAGGAGGGCGAGGAACGGACGCUCUGGAAUUCGGAUACUGCUUUGACGUGUCAAUCAGGGCAUUCUUUCCUCCUUAUGUGCUGCUCUACAUCGUCCAGUACAUCUUGAUGCCGGCCAUCAACCAUCCGAACCGGGUGUCGACAUUUUUCGCCAACUUGCUCUACCUCGCAGCCGGGGUCUACUGGAGUUUGAUCAUCUUUCUUGGUUACAACGCUCUGCACUUUCUACACCAUACGCAGCUACUCCUGACGCCAAUGCUAGGGUGGAUUGGGAUCUGGCUGGUUUGCACAAUCCUGGGCAUAAACCUGGAGAUGUGGGGUGUGAGAUGGCUUUUCCUGGGAGUUAAGAGCUAG
Messenger RNA from Cyphellophora europaea CBS 101466, 825 nucleotides. RefSeq lists its product as uncharacterized. The record is from RefSeq and is a predicted model, not a curated record. Gene Ontology annotation, cellular component: Golgi membrane. NCBI's taxonomy places the organism in Eukaryota, Fungi, Ascomycota, Eurotiomycetes, Chaetothyriales, Cyphellophoraceae. The transcript has 3 exons. Bases 1 to 825 code for a protein of 274 amino acids.